AUGUUUGAAACAGGGAAAAAGGAAGCACCAACAAAAGUACAAACCCGUACACCCUUGAAAGCCCUUUUUACAGAUAACACACAGAUGAAGCAAGGUCGCAGAGAAACACUGAUUCCUAUUAAUUCUUUGGCAAAAAGGCAUGACACAGAAGAACAAAACAGUGAUAAUGAGCCAAUGGAAGUUACCUAUUCCUUGAUUGUGUCAGAAGAAAAUAUUGAACCAAUGGAGGCUACCAAUUCCUUUAUUGUGUCCCAGGAAGAUGAAGCUAUUACAAAUCCUGUACCGAAGAAGAACCAAAAAAGGAAAUACCGAAUCAAAGCACCAAUUUACUGUUCAUGCAAGAAAGAAAUAAAGGGGAAGUGUUUACCUUGUCAGAAUAGGGAUCUCAAGAUGCUUGUCAAGGAAAAAGAAAAACAACUAAAAAUUGUUAGAAGUUAUCAAAAUAAAGCAAAAAUUGACUUAGAAAAGCUGAGAUCAAGACUUAAGGAAAAGGACAAAAAGUUAAAUACAACAAGGAAACAGUUGGCAAAAAUGCGUCACUAUGCACUGAAUGUGGCAGUGACCCUUUCAAAGCUGAAGGAGGAUGUAGUAAAUCUUACCGCAAAUCAACUUGACGAAAAAGUGAAGCAUCUAACUCAUGGAUAUGCAGGUGCAACUGCUCUUUUCACUUAUUAUCAACGUCUACACAAUUUGGAGAAGAAAAAUCACUAUCGAAGAGCACAUAAACUAACGGAUUCUCACAUCAACCCUACUAAUUUUGAAAAAAUGAACGUUGCGAAAGCAGCUCAGCUAAUGUCGGAUACAGUCGCUCAGGCUAUUCAACGAUACCGAGUUCAAAGAAAAUUUGCUUACCUUUUCAAAGGUUCAGAAACCACCGAAAAAUUUACAAAAUUGAUAAACGAUGUGUUUGAUGUUCUGAACGGACGUUUUGUAGCACAAGGGAUAAAUAUUUCUAAUUGGUGUAAAAAGAAGAAUGUUUUGGACACAUUUCUGAAAAUUUUGGAUGUUACUGAAGAAUGCAACCGCUCCAGAAAACAGCAUGAUGCAAAUAUUCCUCUCAACAUGUUUGUGUCAGAAACAACAUUGCAGGCAUGGAGAAUAACCGUUUUGAGUGUCAUUGCCUUGGCAGAAGAACAAUUCAAUGCUGAUUACAUUACUGUUUUAACUGGGAAGUUCAACCAAGACCCAUUUGAGGCGACUGUUGAAAAAGGAAAUGUAGAUAACGACGAAGACAUGACAGUAUUGGUUUCUUAUGAACAAUGCCUUUUAAACAAGUUUAAAACUUGCGAGAAAGAAUCUACUCAAAUUCGUGAAUCGUUCAAGGAUCAGUUGUUGGAUGAGUUGUCGGUGCGGUACGUGAAUGUAUACUGUGAUAAAUGCAAAAAAGGUCUCAUCUCUAAAUAUGAGGAUUUACCCACAAAUUUUCUGUCCGCUGAAUAUACCGCUGAAAGAAAUCACGGAGGUCUCACAUUCGCAACCGUUAAUUUAUUUAAAAUAAUUCAGAAGGUUGAAAAUGUCAUGACAAAAUUUUUUGAUAAUGAUUCACAUAUUUAUUACAAUAGUACCUUUAAUAUCAUCCGUAAUGUCAAUUGCUAUACUGACCCGCGCUAA
This is a messenger RNA of Daphnia magna, 1611 nucleotides long. RefSeq lists its product as uncharacterized. The coding region runs from base 1 to 1611 and encodes 536 amino acids. The record is from RefSeq and is a predicted model, not a curated record. NCBI's taxonomy places the organism in Eukaryota, Metazoa, Arthropoda, Branchiopoda, Diplostraca, Daphniidae. The transcript has 7 exons.